Molecule: messenger RNA, 1858 nt
Organism: Elaeis guineensis (African oil palm)
Lineage: Eukaryota; Viridiplantae; Streptophyta; Magnoliopsida; Arecales; Arecaceae
Product: protein OVEREXPRESSOR OF CATIONIC PEROXIDASE 3
Biological process (GO): regulation of transcription by RNA polymerase II
Cellular component (GO): nucleus
Molecular function (GO): DNA-binding transcription factor activity, RNA polymerase II-specific; DNA binding
Source: RefSeq, a predicted model, not a curated record
UCGGUGGGCAACCCUGAUUGCAAAACAUGUCGUCUUGGAAAUCCGAAAGGUUCUUAUCAAAAAGUCGGCCGCAGGCAUAUUUUAGCGAUGGCGGCCUCGGCCGGCCCUUCCUCUCUGGUUCCUAGGGCUUUCUCCGCGCGUUGGGGUCCUCGUGGCGGAAUCGGCAGCGGUCGCAGGCUCUUCUCGAGCACCUCAAUUCCCUCCUCUCCGGCGCUGCUUCCCGGUUCUCAUCUCCGCUCCUCCGCCGUUGCUCUCGCUCGUCGGAGGAAGAACGCCUCCACAGCACAGCCUUCGAAGCAUAAGAAAAUGCUGCAAAAUGAUGAGCAUGAAGAAGAAGAUAUAGAUGAAGAUGCUUUUGAGGCACUUUUUAGUCAACUGGAAGAAGAUCUGAAAAAUGACAGUCUAUCAGACGAUGGCGCUGGUGAUGAGAUAACCGAAGAAGAUAUGGCGAGGCUCGAACAGGAGUUGGAGGAAGCACUCGGCGAUGGUCACUAUGAUGAUCUUUCAAGAGUUCCAGCCGACGGUUUAGACGGUGAUGAUAAAUCUGAUGAAGAAGAGAGAAGGCCACAGCUCAAAAAUUGGCAAAUGCGGAGAUUGGCUCGUGCCUUAAAGAUUGGUCGCCGUAAGACUAGUAUAAAAAGUCUUGCAUCUGAGCUUGGGCUAGAGAGGGCUUACGUGAUUGAAUUGCUUCGUGAUCCACCUCCGAAUCUUCUACUAAUGUCUGCUUCUAUACCGGAUGAAGUAACACAAACACCUUCUGUGCCUGGAAACAAGCAACCAGAAUCUCCUCCUAUGACAGCCAUUGAUGCAGCAGAAAGUAAGCCUGAGGCAAAACUUCCUGUUCAUGUAAUGCGAACAAGAUGGUCGACACAAAAGAGAUUGAAGAAAGUGCAAGUCGAGACUUUAGAAAGAGUUUACUCCCGAACAAAACGUCCCACGAAUGCUAUGAUCAGCAGCAUAGUACAUGUGACAAAUCUUCCAUGGAAGACAGUAGUGAAAUGGUUUGAAGAUAAGCGACUGCAAGAUGGUGUUCCUGAGCAUCGUGUACCCUAUCGGAGAUCCACCCCUGAGACCAUCUCUACUAGUUGACUGAGGGAUUACUUGUGAGUGAUUGAAGUCCACUGGAUGCCUUUUGUGAUUUUAUGUUGAAAUCUCUGUUUUCAAGACUCGUAGUUUCUUCAGGAUCUAUACUGCUGGAAAAUUCAAAGAGCUGCAAAGUUGAUGGGUUCAAGCAACAUCGAGUGACAACUGGGAUUGUAGUUGAAUGAACCUAUGGUUGAGAUAUAGCUCCUGAUGUAAUGUCUCAUACCUUGAGUUCUUCACUAGGUUGUGCUGCUAAUAGUAGUUUUGAUGGCAAAACUUAGGUUCGAGCAUUGCAAGCCAGAUUUUUCAGGUUUGCUUACUGUUUUACAAUGUAUCUAGUCUUGUACUGAUAUUAAAAAGUUGUUUUGCCCCCUUCCUGCCACUGUUAGAAAAGUCAGAGGAGAAAACUUGGAGAAUUUAAGUCGGCUGUAGUUUAACAUGUUUUAUUGAUACUGGCCUGAGCAUGGCAUAUCCUUAUAUAAGUGAUGAGACAUUUUCAAGAUAAGAAAGUUGAGUUUUCAAGGAAAAGAUUAGACAUAUAUAAGAAGGAUUUACCCCUUAUUUUAGGUAUGACAAAGUGGAUGACACAAAGUUGCAUGAGAUGGAGAGUUCUUUCUUUGUAUUUGUAUUGGGGUGCCCUAUAUUUCAUGUGUGAUCUAAGUGUGAUAAUGGUGUAAUGGAUAAUCAGAGCAAAAUAUGUUGUAAUGAGAUGUAAUAUCCGAUGAUUAAGUGGGUUUAAAUGCUAAUUAUUUACAUUGUCUUCUUCUUUUCAAAA